Anguilla rostrata (American eel) is the source of this 1392-nucleotide messenger RNA. RefSeq names its product thrombomodulin-like. Gene Ontology annotation, molecular function: transmembrane signaling receptor activity; calcium ion binding; extracellular matrix binding. The transcript has a single exon. Bases 58 to 1260 code for a protein of 400 amino acids. NCBI's taxonomy places the organism in Eukaryota, Metazoa, Chordata, Actinopteri, Anguilliformes, Anguillidae. Gene Ontology annotation, cellular component: external side of plasma membrane; membrane; extracellular matrix. The record is from RefSeq and is a predicted model, not a curated record. Gene Ontology annotation, biological process: cell migration.
CAGUCUGUUUACCGUUUGAUACAACAAGGAAGCAAUUCUUAACACAGUCGAAACAAAAUGAUGGACGCUUUAAUCAGAGUUAUUACAAUUCUAGCUUUCCUUUUGGAAGCAGAAGGGGGAAACCCGAGCAGUUGCUUCUGUGUUCUGAAGGACUGCUACACUGCAAUUCAGGACCCAAAGGAUUUUAAGACAUCUGCAGAUGUUUGCAGGGACAGAGGGGGACAUUUAAUGACUGUGCGUUCAACGGUGUCCAGUGAUGCCAUCCAUGACUUACUGUUUAAUCUUUUAGAAGACUUCUGGAUCGGACUGCAGCUCCCCGAUGGCCGAUGUAGCAACACUUCGCUUGGAUUGCUGAGGGGUUACGAGUGGACGACGGGAGACACCAGCACAGAUUUUUCCAACUGGAAAACCAACGCCACUACUUGUUCUCCGAUGUGCGUCUCUGUUUCCAGCGACCUAAAAUGGACGGAAAGGCCAUGCCAUGAUAAAAUAGCGGGAUUUCUGUGCGAAAACAACUACCAGAGUAUGUGCACGCCUCUGCGCUCGGCAACUAACGAGUCAGUCUCAUAUAGCACACCACUUGCUUUCAAGGGAGAGGGUUUACUUGCGCUCCCACCAGGAAGCGUUGCGACUCAAAUCCCAUCUGGAAUUAAAAAACUGUGCGCGGCUGAUACAGAUGUUUGGUUAGAUGCUCCGUGGGGUUGUGACAUUGAGAACGGUGGCUGCGAAUACCUGUGUCAAAUGAAUGAAGGUUUGCCAGAGUGCCUAUGCCAACUUGGCAAAGGACCUCGGGACGGCGUCGCAUGCAGAUGCGCCCAUGGCUUUGAAAUGCAUGGCGGCGAGUGCAUGGAUAUUAACGAAUGCUUUUCUUCACCCUGCGAUCACGUAUGCAUCAAUACCCAAGGUGGAUACAACUGUUCUUGUGUAGACGGAUUCAAGCAAAUGAGCACCGACUCACAUAGGUGUGAAUUACACUGUCCGUCGGAAGAAUGCCCUGCUUUAUGCGACCAAAAUGAUCCCAGAAAGUGCUCGUGUCCAUCUGGAUAUUUUCUUGACCAGAGCGAAAAUGGUUCGUUUUGCGUCGAUAUAGACGAAUGUGUCCGUGACAGUAAGGAAUGCGACCAGCAAUGCAAAAACACGUUUGGAAGUUUCAUAUGUUCGUGUGACAGUGGAUUCGACUUGAGAGAUGGGUUCAGGUGUGUCAGGCGUGAUUCCUUAGAAGAUUCCACUCCCACAGCUGUAUCGAACAAAUUUCGUUAAUUCAUCUUCACAAGACAGUGCGUGCGUGGUAACAGUAGGAGCCCUAACUGGAAUUGUCCUGUGCUUGCAAUUGCGCUGCUUGUGAUGAUUUAUGUUCCCUGUUUAUAAAACAUUAAAAUUAAUCACUGUGAA